AUGUUCCCGGAAAACAUUAUCCAGGCGACGUUCGAGCGUGUACAGACGAAGUACGUGGCGCAUCGGCCACAUAUUUCAAAAAAUGCUUCUGAUGACGUCUUUAUUAUGAAGAAAACGAUCAGCCCCACUCGUGGCAUGAACAUUCUUGGUAUAAUCGUCUUCUGUACGGGUUUUGGCAUAGUGAUCUCACAACUCGGUGAACGUGCACGAAUUGUCGUCGACUUUUUUGUGAUUCUCGAUGCUGUUAUUAUGCGAUGGGUGGAAACGUUGAUGUGGUUCGCUCCACUCGGUAUAACUUGUUUGGUUUGCGGUAAUUUAUUAGAACUUGACGAUUUGUCCGAUACUGCAAGUGUCCUACUGCUCUACGUGUUUACGGUAAUCGCCGGUCUUAUUCUACACACAGUGAUUACGUGUCCGAUUCUAUAUUUCUUGAUCACAAGAAAGAAUCCGAUGUUCAUCGUACGCGGAAUGAUGCAGGCGAUUGUCACCGCCUUUGGAACGGCUUCAGGGUACGUGAUUGCGGACACCAACUCUGACAUAACGUCAUCUGUAAUUUUCAGUGGUGCCGCGCUCCCUAUGUCAAUGCAAUGUAUGGAGGACAACUGUCACAUAGAUCGACGGAUAUCACGAUUCGUGCUCCCUCUCGGAUCCACUAUCAAUAUGGUAGGGGUAGAGUGCAGACAGGCAGGAAUCUUCUGCGUCUCUGUCCAUCUGAUCGAUAAUUUUCUACAGGAUGGUAACGCCCUCUACGAAGCUGUUGCUGUGAUUUUCAUUGCCCAGUUGAACAAUGUGGAUCUCUCAUUCGCAGAAGUUCUUACCGUCAGUGUCACCGCUACAGUAGCGUCAAUUGGCCUUGGCUCGGUGCCAGCUGGUCUAGUUUCUAUACUUCUAAUUCUGCACACUGUUGGGCUACCUAUUAAGGAUGUGUCACUGCUGUUGACUGUUGACUGGCUCUUAGAUCGGGUACGGACUUCUAUCAACGUCCUCGGCGACGGCUUUGCGGCUGGAGUUGUUUCGCAUAUUUUGCAG
Molecule: messenger RNA, 1029 nt
Organism: Cooperia oncophora
Lineage: Eukaryota; Metazoa; Nematoda; Chromadorea; Rhabditida; Trichostrongylidae
Source: the annotation of a GenBank genome assembly